Messenger RNA from Phytophthora nicotianae INRA-310, 831 nucleotides. RefSeq lists its product as hypothetical. The record is from RefSeq and is a predicted model, not a curated record. Gene Ontology annotation, biological process: dihydrofolate metabolic process; tetrahydrofolate biosynthetic process; folic acid metabolic process. NCBI's taxonomy places the organism in Eukaryota, Oomycota, Peronosporomycetes, Peronosporales, Peronosporaceae. Bases 11 to 565 code for a protein of 184 amino acids. Gene Ontology annotation, molecular function: NADP binding; dihydrofolate reductase activity. The transcript has 2 exons.
CAGUCGCGUUAUGACACCAAGACGACUUCCAGUUUCUCUAAUCGUAGCGUGCUCCGUGAACCGCGUGAUCGGUAAGCAAGGCAAGUUACCAUGGAACCUGCCGGCAGAUUGGGCGUUCUUCAGCUCCACCACUCGAAAUCAAGUGCUGGUGGUCGGCCGACGCUCCUUUGAGGAAUUCGACGAACCGAUUCCCAACCGCCACACGAUUGUCGUGUCUUCCACGCUACAGAGGCCUGAAAGUGGAGCUACCGGCGCUCGGUCGUCGGGUGUCCUAUUUGCUCAGACACUAGAGCAGGCGCUACAAAUUGCAAAUACAGACCCGCAGUAUCGAAAUUGCAAUCGGGUGUUCAUCGGUGGUGGUGAGAGGUUAUACAAGGAAGCCAUGGACGCCAAAGUCGCUGAUUCGUGCUACGUAUCGAGAGUGCAACAGCAAAUUGCAGAUGGGGAUACGUUUUUCCCGAUGUGGUCAAAACAGUUCCCGAACUUAAUGUACACGUCAAAGACGAACGGGGGAGGGAGUACGAGGGUGAGCUUUGAAAUAUGGACUGCAGCCACUAGUGGUUGAUCUGUGUGCCUUAAGUUAAAUUCUAGUAAUGAAAGUGAAACGAGGUAUAUGGUGGAACAAUUAACUUCAGAAAUGAACAGAAGAAAAGGGCGUGAACUAUGAAAUACUGUUUGUAAAAACAGUGGCAUCGGUGGGUGACAACAACAAAAUAUCAGCAGACCAGGACUUACAUGUACACUUGGAGCAGGCGAAUGGUAGUCGCUGUACUAAACUUAAAUCACUCCCGCACAAGCGCUUCGCCACACGCACGACGUUCUCGAUAUGUG